Molecule: messenger RNA, 459 nt
Organism: Melospiza melodia melodia
Lineage: Eukaryota; Metazoa; Chordata; Aves; Passeriformes; Passerellidae
Product: nucleotide exchange factor SIL1-like
Exons: 3
Coding region: 6-302 (98 amino acids)
Source: RefSeq, a predicted model, not a curated record
UGGCAAUGUCUCCUUGGGCCAGGCUCCUCUCCAGCACCUCCAGGGUCAGCCUGCUGCUGCUGCUGGGCUCUGUGCUCCUCUCCUGCUCCAGCCUGGGACAGAGAGUGCCUGAGUUUGCCCUUACAAAAAUAGAAGAGAGCGACAUAAAAGAUGACAGUGGGAAGGAGCUGGGGACAGAGGAUGACGCUGAUCCUGAAGUCCUGGAAGUGUUUUACCCCACGGGUCAGUGGCAAACCCUGCGUCCAGGUUCUCAAUUCUCCUGGUCAGCUGCCUUGUUCUUCUCUGCCUACAUCCUGUAUUGAUCUUCUCUGAACGUAGCCAAGCCUUCAGCAUCCCAGAUGGGCUUUCUGGAGUAACAAAUAGACCUGAGGAAUGACAAUUAUUGAAUGGAUUGUAGCAUUGGCUUGGGGAUAAAUAUUGUAGGGAGUUGGAAAGGGAUUAAAACUGGCAUUUGUAAGU